Brachypodium distachyon (stiff brome) is the source of this 3049-nucleotide messenger RNA. Its product is annotated as katanin p80 WD40 repeat-containing subunit B1 homolog. Gene Ontology annotation, cellular component: katanin complex. Gene Ontology annotation, biological process: microtubule severing; microtubule depolymerization. Bases 950 to 2749 code for a protein of 599 amino acids. Gene Ontology annotation, molecular function: microtubule binding. The record is from RefSeq and is a predicted model, not a curated record. NCBI's taxonomy places the organism in Eukaryota, Viridiplantae, Streptophyta, Magnoliopsida, Poales, Poaceae. The transcript has 18 exons.
UUCGCCCCUGUGCUACGCCACCGAGCUUCCUUCUUUCCCUCGACAUCCGUCCUCCUUUUAACUCUCCAGCUAAUAUCUCUCUCUAUAUUUAUAUAUUUUUUGGUAGCAGAAAAUUAGGCAGAUUUUAGCACCGGCCGGUAGAUGCCAUAAACGGGACGAUACCGAGAGGAAAUUCAAAAUAUUCUACUCCCCCACCACAGCGAGGAUAAAGGUCCAAGCUUUUGAUGACUGCGGCGCCCACAGAUCGCCACCAAGCGCGCGUACAAGCUCCAGGAGUUUGUCGCUCAUGGUUCGGAUGUCAAUUGUGCCAAGUUUGGGAGGCAGACAUCACGAGUCCUCAUUACUGGUGGGGACGAUCAGAAGAUCAAUCUUUGGGCCGUAGGGAAACCGAGCGCCAUCCUGAGCCUAUCAGGCCUUACAAGUCCAGUUGAGUCAGUGAGCUUCGACUCCUCUGAGGUUAUGAUAGGGGCUGGAGCAGCAAGCGGAACAAUAAAAAUAUGGGAUAUCGAGGAAGCAAAAGGUGUGAAUCAGUCCUGAUAGCACUUUGCUGCAUUACAGAUCGAAUUGUGUUUCUCUUGAUUUCCAUCCUUUUGGAGAGUUUUUUGCCUCUGGGUCUUCAGACACAAACAUGAAAAUAUGGGAUAUGCGGAAGAAGAGAUGCAUUCACACAUACCAGGGUCAUACCCGAAGGAUUGAUGUGCUUAGAUUCACUCCUGAUGGUCGAUGGAUUGUUUCUGGUGGGGCAGAUAAUUCUGUGAAGUAUCUUGCUAGAUCUGGGAUUUGACAGCUGGAAAACUCUUGCAUGACUUUACACUUCAUGAAGGUCCAGUUAACUGCUUAGAUUUUCACCCCCACGAGUUCUUAUUGGCUACAGGUUCAGCUGAUAAGACUGUUAAGUUUUGGGACCUUGAGACUUUUGAGUUGAUUGGUUCUUCUGGACCAGAGCUACAUGCAGAAUUGCCGGGAAUACUAUGAACCGGCUAGUGUAGUUCGUUCUAUGACAUUCAAUAGUGAUGGUAAAGCACUUUUUUGUGGAUUGCAUGAAAGCCUAAAGGUUCUUUCAUGGGAACCUAUCAUAUGUCAUGAUGUGGUUGAUGUUGGCUGGUCGACAUUAGCAGAUCUAAAUGUACAAGAGGGAAAACUUCUUGGUUGCUCAUAUAACCAAAGUUGUGUUGGAAUAUGGGUUGUGGACUUGACGCGAAUUGAGCCGUAUGCUGUUGGUAAUGCUGAAGCACAUUUAAAUGAAAGUGGAAAUGGACCAAUACAAGCUGAUAGUAGCAUACCAUCAAUUCUGGGAAGGUUAUCGGUUUCCAGAAUCCCAGCAGCCAAUGAAAUUUCAUCCAAUACUUUGCUUAAACGUUCGAUGUCUGCUUCAAACGAAAUUCAUUUACCAGCUUCUUCUUCAGUGACAAAUAGAUUAUCAAAAGCACCUGGAAGAACUGAUCUUCGGCUCACAAGAGCCGAUUCUGCGCCUCUUCUUUCUCCUAGGGGUAAACUGAAUCCAAAUUCCACUGAUGACCAGAAGAGAAAGACAUCUAAUGUCCGCACCAAAGUAUAUCCCUCCACAAGUGCUAGAAUGUUCACUGAUAAUUCACAAGCAUCUGCUGCUCCCUCAUAUAGACCAAGGUCCACUACAUCUGCAUGUAGUAGUAAAGGGUCAUCUUUCGUGCCUGUUGUCCCAAGACAUAGCUCCAAAGUGGAUGCCGGUCCUAAUCUCAGUGAAGCUGCCUCUACUGACAUACCAGUUGUCGAGCCUGAAAAUUUACUAAAAGGUCGUGUAGCUGUGGAUAAUGGCAAAGAGAUGCGUCAAUGUGUAUUUCAGUCAAAGCCAAUUACUUCAGAAGGGAAAUUUAUAAGACAGACUUCAGGUGAUGGGGACAUUAACUGUUUUGGGACAAUGUGUACUGAAAGCGUUGUGCCUAAUGAAGUUGGUGACCGUUAUGAUGUUUCUGGUUCUGAAGAAAUAAAAUCUGUGGUUGGAAGGAAUCCAGAGUUUGUCGAUGUCAACAGAACAGCAUUUUUCAGAUUGCACCGACUGGUGGAAUCAAGUGAAAGCAGCAUUGUUGAGCGUCGAGGAGCAGGACCUUCAUGUGCAAGUUACGGUAGAAGCCAUUACACAUCAAUGUUAGAUGGCUUGGUAAUACAUUACUUCCACAUUUUUAAAAGGAGACAAUCUUCAUUUGGCAGCGAACAGAGUGCAUCGGCUAACGAUGAAGAUGUCAUAGCUGACCUAAUGAAAAAACAUCAAGAAUUCAUUCAUGGCAUGAAGCCUCGGCUCACAAAACUAGAGCUGGUUUACCAGUGCUGGCAGAAUAAUGAUAUCAAGGGUUCCGUCAAUGCUGUGCAAAGAAUGUUGGAUCAUGCUGUUACUGCUGAUAUAAUUAGUGUUCUGAUGGAGAGUACUACUGAGUGUAUCACGCUAGACAUUUGCACUUCCGUUUUACCUCUUGCCUCCAAUCUUCUUGAAAGCAUAUAUGAAAGACAUCUGAACAUUGCUUUGGGGAUGAUCCUUAAGCUUGUCAAAAGUUUUGGUCCAACAAUAUGUUCAACUUUGUCGGCUGCUCCACCAGUCGGUGUAGACCUCGAGGCAGAGCAGCGGUUCGAACGCUGCCAUUCAUGCUUUCAAGAACUGAAAAAGGUGAAUUCCGUUCUCAUCUCCCUGACAAGGCGGCAAGGCAAUGUUGGGAGAUCGGCACGGAAGCUGAGCUUAUUUCUUCAGGAUAUCUUCAAGCUGCCAAGCAGCGUAUAGGCGGUGGACAUGCCGCAAGUCACGAAAUUCUACCCUACAGUUUUCAUCAUGAAAAUUCAUAGCAAUACAGGACUAGCAGCCACGACAGGAAAUAUACACGCAUCUUGAGCAAAUUGCAUAGUAUUUUCAGAUAGAGAUAGAUAACAAUCAAUGUGAAGCACCAGCAUAGCAAACCCACGCUUACUUCUUCUUUUUACCUACUUAAAUCUGUAGAUCACUCGGCAAAUGUAUAUGACGCCUUCAGCUGUGCAUACUGAUAGUUCAAUAAUAAAGUAUCAAGAUUUGUAUGCUUUUUAUUUA